AUGUCCGCCACAACUGCUUCAACCCCUGAGACCAUCCGCGACGAUGUCAAGGUCGCCGAGGUUAAGCCCGUCAACCAAACCAUUGCUCAAAUUCGCUCUCUUGUCGCAGGUGCUGCAGGUGGUGUUUGUGCGGUAGUUGUUGGGCACCCGUUCGACCUGGUUAAGGUGCGGUUGCAGACGGCAGAGAAGGGUGUUUACUCGGGUGCAAUUGAUGUUGUGAAGAGGACAGUGGCCCGUGAGGGUCUGGCUCGCGGUCUGUAUGCUGGAGUUUCUGCUCCUUUAGUGGGAGUUACUCCGAUGUUUGCUGUCAGCUUUUGGGGUUAUGAUUUAGGAAAGACGCUUUAUACCAUCGGCCAGAUCUCCGCUGCCGGUUUCUUCUCGGCAAUCCCUAUGACACUGAUCACCGCUCCCUUUGAGCGCGUGAAGGUUCUCUUACAGAUCCAGGGCCAAAACCCCCCGCCGCCGGGACAGAAGCCCAAGUACUCCGGUGGAGUGGAUGUGGUUCGGCAGCUGUACAAGGAGGGUGGCAUUCGCAGUGUCUUCCGUGGAAGCGCAAUGACUUUGGCCCGCGAUGGUCCAGGAUCGGCCUGUUACUUCGCUGCUUAUGAAUACAUUAAACGCACAUUGACGCCCAAGGACGCAAAUGGAAACGUCACCGGUGAAUUGUCUAUGCCUGCGGUUUUGGCAGCCGGCGGUGCUGCGGGUGUCGCCAUGUGGAUUCCCGUCUUCCCCGUCGAUACGAUCAAGUCUCGGCUCCAGAGUGCAGAGGGACGGCCCACAAUCGGUGGUACUAUUCGCUCUGUCUACGCUAGCGGCGGCCUCAGGGCGUUCUUCCCUGGAUUUGGCCCUGCCUUGGCCAGAGCCGUUCCUGCCAACGCGGCCACUUUUGCGGGAGUUGAGAUUGCUCACAAGCUUAUGAAGAAAAUGUUCGAUGAGUAA
Molecule: messenger RNA, 939 nt
Organism: Aspergillus tanneri
Lineage: Eukaryota; Fungi; Ascomycota; Eurotiomycetes; Eurotiales; Aspergillaceae
Gene: CRC1
Product: carnitine:acyl carnitine antiporter
Exons: 6
Coding region: 1-939 (312 amino acids)
Biological process (GO): carnitine transmembrane transport; mitochondrial transport
Cellular component (GO): mitochondrial envelope
Molecular function (GO): O-acyl-L-carnitine transmembrane transporter activity
Source: RefSeq, a predicted model, not a curated record